GAGCAGUACGUUCGCUGGUGUAAAUUUUGGAGUUCAAGUACAUUGACCAAUCACAUGCAAGGAGUAAGUAGUCUCCAGUCCUCUUUGAUGGGGUCUCAGGCCGGCUAUGUUUUGGAAAGGAGGGUUAAUGCUGGGGGAGGGAGACGGGGAAAAUGAGAAAACUAUUGCCCCAUCACCUCCCGUCUCCUUUCUACUGACCGUCCCCUACCCCCUUGGUACCGAUUUAUUCUUCUCCCCAGGUUUCUGCUGCUGUAAAAUCAAAGAUGGCAGCCUUAAUUUUCACCGAAAAAAUACUGAGCAUUCACUCGCCCUUCUUAAGGAGUUUUCUUUCUUGAAUGGUUAAUUAAUCAACUUGGGAAAUGAGGAGAACUUCGUCGAGCACUGCACAGAGCUUGUUUAAUGUUUAUACUACCAAUACCAACUGUUCCUCGUGCUAGAAAUGUUUCAUUAACUUAAGAUGAUUUUGAGUGUCGGUCUGCACCAAGUAUACUCUUACGGGAGGAGUGAGUCUCUUCUUGAAUGUUCCUGGAGUUGGUCGAGGAGUUGCAGUUAAAGGAUGGCAAUCUUCCCAUCCGCAAAUAAAUCUUCCCAUCCGCUAAAAUGAAAGGAAUAUCAGUUGCAAAGACUGCAUCAUUGCCACCCCUAUUGUGUACCGUCCCCCUUAUGCCCGUUGGAUAAGAUGACGUCACGUUUAAGCAUCAUUCAUCUUUCCACGAAUCCAUCCGGAACCACCAGAGAGUCAUUUUCUCAGAAAAGUGAGCCCCACAGUCAGACGUCCAAGGUUUCACGGAUGACACAACUGUUUACCUUGACAAAAAUUGCUACAAAGAGCUGAAUUGAAGCCUUUAGACGCGAUAAAAUAAGUUGAGCGGUACAAGCUCAUCCAUUCAAACCGGCGCCAUUGGGUAAAGCGGAAUACAAAACUGUAACUCACUGGGGUAGCAAGAGGAACAAGGCUUGCCUGUGUUAACUCAGGUCCAUCUGCCAUCAGCAUGUCCAGUGUGCAAAGGCUUACGACGAGGGUGGUACCAAUCCCCAAAGACAAGGUUGGACUUGUUAUAGGAAGAAAAGGAUCACGACUACAGGAGAUAAGAGAUCAAACUGGAGUCUACAUAUCCAUCAAAGACAAUCAGGCCCAUCUGAGAGGCACAGAAGAACAAUGUCAGGAUGCAAAGACAAUGAUUGAAGAAACACUGACAAGAGCUCACGACAAAAGAGGCGGGUUCAAGAAGCUCGACGUAAAGAUACCCGAGAAAUUCAUGGGUUUCGUCAUUGGAAGAGGACGUGAGAAACUUAACGACAUCGAAACUAGGACAGGCGUAGCCCUUAAAGUCAUUGACAAUCACCUGCACAUCAAAGGAUCAACUGAACAAGAAAAAAAAGUGAUACGAGAAGUAAAGGCCACUGUGAACCUAGGAAUGAAACGUUCACUGAGGGUUGAACCUCUUGCGAGGUUUUGUUAUGUAGAUACGGCUCAACUAAAGGAUGAUCACGAAUUUGAAUUGCACAAGAUACGAUCAGAAGAAGCCAGCUCGAUUGAAAAAUCCUUUCAACUUAGGCUCCUGGAACAUCCCUUAGAAGAGGAAAAGUCUGAUUUUGCUGACACAGACAGUCUGAUCGAAAAGAUCCUUGGGGUCUUAAAGCAAAUACACAAAGAGAAGGAGGAAGGAGAGAUGGUCAAAGUUGAUAUGUGGAGUCAUUUCGGCCACGCCCACAUUAGCAGGAUUGAUGAAGAAGAAGAGGAGCAGACGUUUACUUUGAAUGAAAUCAAACAUAAACUUGAAUCCACGGAUGGCAAAAGCUGGAAACUGUCCUUCAAGGAGGGCGUUGAGAAAAUAGAAGUUGAGGAAAUUGAGAAGAAUCUCACUUCCUGUUCAGCUACUGAGGAUAUCAGACAUGACUUCACAUUUUACACCCCUUCUUGCCGAGAUAUACGUGUUAAGGUAUGGCUAGAGGAGGAACACUCUAAGGAAGAAGGGGCUGCAGAGCCUUCUCUGGUAUUCUCUCGGUUUGCUCCUAUUCCUGUUAAAAACGUUUUGACUCGAGUAUUGUCUGAGGAGGAAACUGGGGAUACGUCGGACACGCCGAACUUUCACAUGUGCUCUCAGUUUCAUCAUAGAAUGAGAGCGGAGAUUUUGAUGCCCUCCAAGGGAUUCGACUGCCGUUUGUCAAUACGAACAUGCUCGAAUAUCCCGAAGACGCCAGAAGUUGAGGAAGAAGACAUGAUUCUAGAAAGUUACUUGAAUAAGAUGAAGCUUGAUGGAAGUCAGCUGAGGUUACCACCAGUCACUGAGCUUCCAGAAGGGUUUGACCUGUUUUACCAACGCCGCAGCCUAAGGAGAACAUAUCAGUACGAAAUGGAAGGAGAAAAAUUUACGUUAACUGUUUGUAAGGAACAAGCAAAACACGUGGAUAUCGAUCAUACUGAUGACAGUGUAUACGGCUUGGACGAAACAGAACCGAAGCCGGACAUUCAUCUCCACUGUGAAGAAUGGGACCAAAAACUUGAUGAAGGAAGCUGGGAGCCGGAGCAGAUUGUUGCUAAACUACCUUCGUUUUUAAAGUUUCUGAGAAAAGUGCAGCGAAAUGUAGCUCCACAGGAUGAGGCGAGUGACCAAUAACGAAGAACAAGUUGAAGCACGAUGUUUUUUCUUAAAAUAUCGGUGAUAAGGUAGUUUAGUCCCUGGUCGCAGUUCCUUCCAAUUGACUCUGGCUUUUAGUCUUGUGCCCAGACCUUCCACUGCCAAACGGUUGUAGUUGCACGGUGGGAUCUGGGUACGAGAUUAAGUGGCUAUGAGCCAUUGUAUUUAAGAAAUGAAAAUUGAAAGAAUUGAUAUAACGUAAAUGACGCACGUCGAAGUAAGUUUCUAAGGCUGGGUUCUAGGACACUGUGUAACUUUACAUUACAAAAAAAAAAGAAACACUGUUCAAGUUGAGCCUAGAACUGAAUGCGCUGCUUCCAACGUGUUUUACUGUUACCCCGUCAUGGUUUAAAAGCUUCAAAGAGCGUUUAGAUAAAUGGCCGCGUUCAAAUUAAAGAGACGCAAUUAAUAAUCCAAACGGCAGAAAAACAGGAGUGUUUUUUUUUCAUUGGGUAAUAGGAAUUCACAUCUUCCAAAACGAAAGCAACAUUGGAUGAUUUCAUCUCGUUUCAUAUUUCGGGUAGCCAGCAGCGGUAAUGUUGACGAGGGGUGCUCAGUUUACUCGGUUAAAAUUUUAGCUUCCAUCUAUGAUUUUAACAGCGGUGGAUGGCAGAGGAGGGAAAGAAAUAUAUAACCUGAAGGAGCUCAGCAGCGGCCACUGUCUUUAUAGUUUUAUUAUGUAAUCUAAUCAUCAAUCACAGCAUCAAUCGCUUCAGUUAUUUGGCAGAAAAUACUGACGCGAUCU
This is a messenger RNA of Stylophora pistillata, 3387 nucleotides long. RefSeq lists its product as uncharacterized. The record is from RefSeq and is a predicted model, not a curated record. NCBI's taxonomy places the organism in Eukaryota, Metazoa, Cnidaria, Anthozoa, Scleractinia, Pocilloporidae. Gene Ontology annotation, molecular function: RNA binding.